Moneuplotes crassus is the source of this 958-nucleotide messenger RNA. NCBI's taxonomy places the organism in Eukaryota, Ciliophora, Spirotrichea, Euplotida, Euplotidae. The record is from the annotation of a GenBank genome assembly.
CUUGCAAAAAAUGGAUAUCCUUUUGGUUGGCCCAUCAAAGAGCGGAAAGACCUCUAUUCAAAGAGUUGUGUUCAAGAAGUUGUCUCCUCAUGAGUCCUUCUUCUUGCCACCCACUAUGUCAGUGGAAACACUCACUGUGGAGAACAAUCCUAAUGUGCAGUUCACAAUAAAAGAUUUUCCAGGAAACAAAGAGUUCGAUGCAGAGGCUGACAGAGCCAUUCUAGAGCAAACAGGGGCUAUCAUUUACGUCUUUGAUGCCCAGAUAGGUGACAUCGAGGAAUCAUGUGGAAAGCUAAAGGACAUUAUUGCAGAGGCUUCCAAGGUAAAUGAGAAGAUCUAUUAUGAAGUAUUUGUGCAUAAGGUUGAUAGUGAUCUCUACCAGAACGAUGAUCAAAAGAUGGAGGUCUAUAAUGAUUUCCAGAGAGAGAUAAGGAAUGAACUUAAGGAAGCGGAUAUUAAUGUCAACAUUACCUUUUAUUUGACAUCGAUUUAUGAUCAUACAAUCUUUGACGCUCUGUCUAAAAUUGUUCAGAAGUUGUUCCCCUUUGUGGAGCAUUUGAUCGAAAUGCUGAAUUCUCUCCAUACUAGCUGCGGUGUUGAAAAAGCUUUCAUAUUUGAUAUUAUCUCAAAGAUCUUUAUUGCAACUGAUUCUAGUCCAGUUGACAUUACUCAUUACGAAAUCUGUUCUGAAUUGAUCGAUGUGUUGAUAGACAUGAGUUGUAUUUAUGGCAAAGACAAUCUUAAGUUUGAUGAGGAGAGUAGUACUACUAUAAAGCUGAAGAAAGGGGACAAUGCUGAUGAUGAAGCAGGAAAUACCUACCUGUACCUUAAGGAGGUUGAUGAAUAUCUAGUCCUUGUGUGCUUGAUAGGCGAAGAAGAGUUCCAGAAGAAACAUCUGAUCAACUACAAUAUCAAUUUGUUGAAACAAAGUCUCAAAGAAAUAUUUGCUAAGAAGUAA